Molecule: messenger RNA, 1365 nt
Organism: Salmo salar (Atlantic salmon)
Lineage: Eukaryota; Metazoa; Chordata; Actinopteri; Salmoniformes; Salmonidae
Source: RefSeq, a predicted model, not a curated record
GUUACGUCGGACCCAAGUGAGACUAGCUGCUGCCAUUUGGGAUCCUAAUAAAUGAACAAAACACACUUUAUUAAAUGUUUUUGUCCUCGACGCUCUGAUUAGACGUUAUCUUUUCAGUAGAGGAAGGGUUAAAAUCCUUGCGUUAGGACUGGAUGAUAGUAAACCUCCGACAGAGGACAGCAGUGGUAGCUCGACAGCGGUACUAUAUUCCAUAUCCUCGAAGUGUAGGUAGCCUACGUUACGAACUGACAGCUGUGAGCUCCCAUCCACGCUCCGGAAUAAUAUGACAUUUGGAUAAUUCUCCUUCAACAUUAGCUACGUUGGUACACUGUUGAAAGGAAGGAGUGAUGGAGUCUUUCCCAGGAGAUGGGGAGGGCAGCCUUGAUGACCUUACAGGAGGAAAGAGGAAGUCUAAACUGAAGACCCUGAAGAUGCGUCUGUUUGGGAGGACCAAGCGAGAGACCAAAUUCAGCCAGUCUGCUAGUGAUGUCACUGAGGCGGAGGCGCUAGGCUCAGCGGAGAAUCUGUGUUCAGUCGUUUUGGGAUCACGAGCUUUGUCACAUGACAGUAUCUUCCUGCCCAACCAGGAUCUGUCUAGUCCGGAGCAGCCCAGAGUUCUAUCCCAGGAGAACGUCCAAGGCAGGAUCAAAGAACUGCAGAUGAAGCUGCUGCAGCAGAACAUGCAUCUAGGCCCACCCCCACUGGUUCUGCCAAUUAAACAUCCCGAGGACCUGGGGGGCAGCUCAGAGGACGAUGGUCUGCCCCACAGCCCCCCCGAAAUCUCCAUAGGCAACAACAGAGCCCCCAGGGGGUUAUCUUACAAGUUCCCUGCCCCUCCCAGGCACCAUAGCUCUCUGAGUUUAGCAGGAACAGGAAGUGAGAAGGAAGUGCAGGCCUCCUCCCAACCCUUGUCCCGUCCCCUCUCCCCCGUGCCCAAACCUCUUACCAACUCCGUGCCCCCCACCCCAUCUGCCCCCCACUCUGUCUUCUCCCCUGCCUUGGACUUCAGCACCCCAGCCCAGUUCACCCCCUGCCUGGAUAACUCUGCCGCCCGCCACCGCAUGUCCAUCAAACCCAGGAACCAGAGAGCCAGCGCCAAGAACAAAAGGCUGAACAUGACUGAGUCGAGACCACGCUCAGAGAGUCUCAACAACUUUAACCAACCCUUGAUAGAAGAAGAGGAAGGGCCUGCCAUUACCGGGGGGGAGAACACGUUUACGCUGUCACUCUACCCUGAUCCUAAAGGUGCAACAAGGGGGGUCGACCACCCCCACUGCACCCCCAGAGUUGACACCCCUAAAGUCGAGUUCCACAGAGGUUGAGGGGUCCCCCAAAAAAACCCACCCUCCCCUGCAAGCCCUCCCC